AUGUCUGGCUACCAACAAGGCCACUAUGAUGAUGGCUAUGGCCACCCGGCGGGCCACGGGGAUUCCUAUUACCAGGAUGAACACGCCGGCCAGGGAUACUACGACCAUCAAGGUUAUGAGGAUGGCUACUACGACCAAGGUGGUCACUACCCAGCGGAAGGUGGACAACAGGCCCCUGCUCAUGGAAACCAGGGCUACGCCGAUGGUGGAUACUAUGAAGGCGGCCAUCAGGAUGAGUACUACGGAGAUCAGUACUACGACCAAGGAGCUCAGAACCGAGGUCAUCGCGGAGAGUCAGAGGAGGAUUCGGAAACCUUCAGCGACUUCACUAUGAGAUCCGAAACCGCCCGCGCUGCCGAUAUGGACUACUAUGGCCGAGGUGAUGAGCGUUACAACAGCUACGGCUAUGCCGACAGCCAGUAUGGUGGUCGUAGCGGCUACGGUGGCUACCGUCCUCCCUCAUCCCAGGUCUCCUACGGCGGGAACCGCUCCUCUGGAGCAUCUACCCCCGUAUAUGGCAUGGACUAUGGAAACGCGUUGCCGGCUGGCCAGCGUUCGCGGGAGCCCUAUCCGGCCUGGACCACCGAUGCUCAGAUUCCUCUUUCCAAGGAGGAGCUCGAGGACAUCUUCCUCGACCUCGUCAACAAAUUUGGUUUCCAGCGUGACAGCAUGCGUAACAUGUACGACCAUAUGAUGACUCUCCUCGACUCUCGGGCUUCUCGCAUGACCCCUAACCAGGCUCUUCUGUCGCUCCACGCCGACUACAUUGGUGGCCACAAUGCUAACUACCGUCGUUGGUACUUCGCGGCCCACCUGGACUUGGAUGAUGCGGUCGGUUUCGCCAACAUGAAACUUGGUAAGGCGGACCGCAAGACACGGAAGGCUCGCAAGGCCGCCCAGAAAGCCGCCAAGCAGAACCCCGAGAACGAGGAGGAGACUUUGGAUGCUCUGGAAGGUGACAACAGUCUCGAGGCUGCAGAGUACCGUUGGAAAUCUCGCAUGAACCGCAUGUCUCAGCACGACCGUGCGCGUCAGAUCGCUCUUUACCUCCUGAUUUGGGGCGAGGCCAACCAGGUUCGAUUCUUGCCUGAGUGUCUUUGCUUCAUCUUCAAGUGUGCCGACGAUUACUACUCGUCACCCGAGUGCCAAGCCAAAGUUGAGCCGGUCGAAGAGUUCACCUACCUCAAUGAGAUUGUCACACCCCUCUACCAAUACUGUCGCGAUCAAGGCUAUGAGAUCGUGGAUGGCAAGUAUGUGAGGCGCGAACGCGAUCACAACGCUGUCAUUGGUUAUGAUGACAUGAACCAGCUGUUCUGGUACCCCGAGGGUAUUGAGCGCAUCCAUUUCGAAGACAAGACCCGUCUGGUGGAUAUCCCUCCUGCGGAACGUUGGCCCAAGCUGAAGGAUGUCCUCUGGGACAAGGCCUUCUUCAAGACCUACAAGGAGGUUCGCUCAUGGUUCCACAUGGUCACCAACUUCAACCGUAUCUGGGUCAUUCAUUUGUGCUCCUUCUGGUUCUUCACUGCUUACAACUCCCCCUCUCUGUAUGUUGGUACAUACCAACAGCAGGUGGACAACAAGCCUCCUAACUACAAGUACCUGGCUGCCGUUGGUUUCGGUGGUGCUCUCGCUGCCUUCAUCCAGAUCUUCGCUACCAUCUGUGAAUGGCUUUAUGUGCCUCGUCGUUGGGCUGGUGCUCAGCAUCUACGAAAGCGCUUCAUGUUCCUCCUCGCGGUCUUCGUUGUCAACCUCGUUCCCGGGGUCAUCAUUUUCGGCUUCCUCAACAAGUUCUCUGAGAGUCUGCAGAAACCCAUUGGUCUGGCCCUGGGUAUCGUUCACUUCGUCAUUGCCCUUCUCACUGCCAUUUUCUUUGCCAUCAUGCCCCUGGGUGCGAUGUUCGGAAAUUACAUGAAGAAGCACGGCCGACAAUAUGUCGCCAGUCAGACGUUCACUGCCAGCUUUCCCCGACUCCACGGCAAUGACAUGUGGAUGUCAUUCGGUCUCUGGGUUUGUGUUUUUGGCGCCAAGCUGGCUGAGUCUUAUUUCUUCUUGACUUUGUCCUUCAAGGAUCCUAUCCGUAUCUUGUCCCCGAUGCACAUCCACCAGUGCACUGGUGUCUACUGGAUUGGUAACACGCUUUGCCACUUGCAGCCUCAAAUCCUCCUGGGUCUGAUGUUCUUCAUGGAUCUCACCUUGUUCUUCCUCGACAGUUAUCUCUGGUACAUUAUUUGCAACACCAUCUUCUCGGUGGCUCGUUCUUUCUACCUCGGUGUGUCGAUCUGGUCUCCGUGGCGAAACAUCUUCUCCCGUCUGCCGAAGCGUAUCUACUCCAAGGUCCUGGCUACCACCGACAUGGAAAUCAAGUACAAGCCGAAGGUUCUUAUCUCCCAGGUGUGGAAUGCCAUCAUCAUAUCCAUGUAUCGUGAGCACCUGUUGGCCAUCGACCACGUCCAGAAGCUUCUCUAUCACCAGGUGCCAUCCGAGCAAGAGGGCAAGCGUACUCUCCGUGCCCCAACUUUCUUCGUUUCCCAGGAGGACCAAUCGUUUAAGACCGAGUUCUUCCCCGCUGGAAGCGAGGCGGAACGCCGUAUCUCUUUCUUCGCUCAGUCUCUGUCUACUCCCAUGCCCGAGCCUCUCCCCGUCGACAACAUGCCCACUUUCAGUGUCCUGAUUCCUCACUACAGUGAGAAGAUUCUUCUCUCUCUCCGUGAGAUCAUCCGUGAAGAUGAGCCCUACUCUCGUGUCACUCUGCUGGAAUACUUGAAGCAGCUCCACCCCCACGAGUGGGAUUGCUUCGUCAAGGACACCAAGAUUUUGGCCGAUGAAACUUCCCAAAUGAAUGGCGACUACUCGGAGAAGGGCGAAAAGGAUGCCGCCAAAAGCAAGAUUGACGACUUGCCCUUCUACUGCAUUGGUUUCAAGUCUGCUGCUCCCGAGUAUACUCUGCGUACCCGUAUCUGGGCUUCUCUUCGUUCUCAGACCCUGUACCGUACGGUAUCUGGUUUCAUGAACUACAGCCGAGCUAUCAAGUUGCUCUACCGUGUCGAGAACCCUGAAGUUGUCCAAAUGUUCGGUGGUAACUCUGAGAAGCUUGAGCGCGAGCUUGAACGCAUGGCUCGCCGCAAGUUCCGUAUCUGUGUAUCGAUGCAGCGUUAUGCCAAGUUCAACAAGGAUGAGCGUGAGAACGCCGAGUUUCUCCUUCGUGCCUACCCUGACCUUCAGAUUGCCUACCUCGAUGAAGAGCCUGCCCUUGUCGAAGGCGAGGAGCCUCGUCUCUACUCUGCUCUCAUCGAUGGUCACUGCGAAAUUCUCGAGAAUGGUACUCGCAAGCCCAAGUUCCGCAUCCAACUGUCUGGCAACCCCAUUCUCGGUGACGGAAAGUCCGACAAUCAGAACCAUUCUAUCAUCUUCUACCGUGGUGAAUACAUCCAGUUGAUUGAUGCAAACCAGGACAACUACUUGGAAGAGUGCCUUAAGAUUCGCAGUGUUCUCUCGGAAUUCGAGGAGCUGACCACCGACAACGUUUCCCCCUACACCCCCGGUAUUCCUUCUCCCGACAGUCACCCCGUCGCUAUUCUUGGUGCCCGUGAAUACAUUUUCUCUGAGAGCAUUGGUGUUCUUGGUGAUGUUGCGGCUUCCAAGGAACAAACAUUCGGUACUCUGUUCGCCCGUACUCUCGCCCAGAUCGGCGGUAAGCUGCAUUACGGUCACCCCGAUUUCCUGAACGCUACCUUCAUGUGUACGCGUGGUGGUGUCUCCAAGGCGCAAAAGGGUCUUCACUUGAACGAGGAUAUUUACGCUGGUAUGAACGCUCUUCUGCGUGGUGGUCGUAUCAAGCACUGCGAGUACUUCCAGUGUGGUAAGGGUCGUGAUUUGGGUUUUGGUUCUAUUCUGAACUUCACAACCAAGAUUGGUACUGGUAUGGGUGAGCAGAUGCUCUCUCGCGAGUACUAUUACUUGGGUACUCAGCUGCCUCUUGAUCGCUUCCUCUCCUUCUACUAUGCCCAUCCUGGUUUCCACUUGAACAACAUGUUCAUCAUGUUGUCUGUGCAAAUGUUUAUGCUUGUCCUGAUCAACCUGGGUGCUCUGAAGCACGAGACCAUCACCUGCAGAUACAACUCAGACCUGCCUAUCACCGAUCCUCUGCGUCCUACUUACUGCGCUGAUCUUCAACCCAUCAUCAACUGGGUCAAUCGUUGCGUUAUCUCAAUUUUCAUCGUCUUCUUCAUCUCCUUCGUGCCUCUUGCCGUUCAAGAAUUGACUGAACGUGGUGUCUGGCGCAUGGCUACCCGUCUCGCCAAGCACUUCGGAUCCUUCUCCUUCAUGUUCGAGGUUUUCGUUUGUCAGAUCUACUCCAACGCUGUUCACCAGAACUUGUCCUUCGGUGGUGCCCGUUACAUUGGUACUGGUCGUGGUUUCGCAACCGCCCGCAUCCCAUUCGGUGUUCUCUACUCCCGUUUCGCCGGUCCUUCAAUCUACACUGGUUCUCGUCUCCUUCUGAUGUUGCUGUUCUCCACGUCGACGGUGUGGACGCCUGCCCUUAUCUGGUUCUGGGUUUCACUGCUGGCUAUGAUCAUCUCGCCCUUCUUGUUUAACCCACACCAGUUUGCCUGGAACGAUUUCUUCAUUGAUUACCGUGACUACAUCCGUUGGCUCUCGCGUGGCAACUCUCGCUCUCACGCCUCUUCCUGGAUUGGCUUCUGCCGCUUGUCUCGUACCCGGAUCACCGGUUACAAGCGAAAGGUCCUUGGUGUUCCUUCGGAGAAGGGAUCGGGUGACAUCCCCAGGGCUCGUAUCACGAAUAUCUUCUUCAGCGAGAUUGUCGCUCCUCUCGUUGUUCUUGCAGCCACCCUGGUGCCAUAUCUCUACAUCAAUUCCCGCACCAUGUUCAGUGACAACACCAAGUAUGCCCCGAAUGCCAUUGCCAGAAUUGUCAUUGUCGCCCUCGCUCCCGUUGCCAUCAAUGCUGGCGUUGCUGGAAUGUUCUUUGGUAUGGCGUGCUGUAUGGGUCCUCUGCUCAGCAUGUGCUGCAAGAAGUUCGGCGCGGUUCUUGCCGCCAUUGCUCAUGCUAUCGCGGUGAUUGUUCUUCUCGUCUUCUUCGUUGUGCUUUUCCUCCUGGAGUCAUUCAACUGGGCACGAACCAUCUCUGGCUGCAUCGCCAUGAUGGCCAUUCAACGUUUCCUUUACAAGUUCAUCAUUUCCCUUGCCUUGACCAGAGAGUUCAAGCAUGAUCAGUCCAAUAUCGCCUGGUGGACUGGUAAAUGGUACAACAUGGGAUGGCACUCCCUCUCCCAGCCCGGCCGUGAAUUCCUUUGCAAAAUUACAGAGCUGGGAUAUUUCGCUGCCGACUUCGUCCUUGGCCACAUCAUCCUGUUCUUCAUGCUGCCGGUCCUUGCCAUCCCGUAUGUGGAUAAGUUCCACUCCGUCAUUCUGUUCUGGCUGCGCCCUAGUCGUCAAAUUCGUCCACCCAUCUACUCCCUUAAGCAGUCCAAGCUCCGGAAGAGACGUGUCAUCCGUUUCGCCAUUCUCUAUUUCGUCAUGUUGGUCAUUUUCAUCGUCCUCAUCGCGGGUCCCUUGAUUGUCAAGAGAUUGGGUAUGAACAAGACAAUCAGCAAAAGCCUGUGGGGCACUAUCGGCCUCACGGCGUCGAGCACAUCCAACACCAUGUUCCUUCUCCAGCCCAUGGACAGUGGUCUCAACGACACCGAGACCUACUACACUGGCAGCAACUUGCCCAAGGGCGAUCCGUCUAUGGCUGAGUCUUCGAUUACCAACCCCACUGCCUCUGGUACUUACGUUGACUUCAAGUUGAUCUAA
Molecule: messenger RNA, 5817 nt
Organism: Penicillium manginii
Lineage: Eukaryota; Fungi; Ascomycota; Eurotiomycetes; Eurotiales; Aspergillaceae
Product: 1,3-beta-glucan synthase
Exons: 3
Coding region: 1-5817 (1938 amino acids)
Biological process (GO): (1->3)-beta-D-glucan biosynthetic process; fungal-type cell wall polysaccharide biosynthetic process
Cellular component (GO): plasma membrane; 1,3-beta-D-glucan synthase complex
Molecular function (GO): 1,3-beta-D-glucan synthase activity
Source: RefSeq, a predicted model, not a curated record